AUGUUGACUUGGCGACGAUCGAUCACGACAUGCAUGCAAAAGAGCGCAUUCCAUACGUCCAAAGCAGCACGCAUACCGCCACGAAGAAGCAAUAUCAGUAAUACCAUCAACAAUCGUUGGGGGAGUUUUGAACGUAUCACACCAGCAUCGCUUGCCACUGUGGAUGUAACAACGUUUCCACGCCGACCUGUGCCUGACAACAUUCCUCGUCCAUCCUACGCCGCACAAGGACUUGCCUCGAGUUGGGAAUCUGACAUCCCUUGCUUAUCCACACAAGAACAAAUACAAGGUCUUAAGAAUGCAUGUCAACUUGCAAAGAAUGUCUUGACCAUGGGUGGCAAAAUGUGUCUGCCAGGUAUCACCACCGAAAUGAUCGACAAGGAGCUGCAUCAAGCGAUAAUAGACAAUGGGGCUUAUCCUUCUCCUUUGAAUUACAUGGGUUACCCAAAGAGCGUAUGCACAUCAGUAAACAACAUCAUUGCCCAUUCCAUUCCAGACGAUCGGCCCCUACGAGAUGGUGAUAUUAUCAACAUUGAUGUCACGGUAUACUUGAAUGGUUACCAUGGCGACACUUCGGCAACAUUUAUGGUGGGCAACGUGGAUUCAAAAGGCAAAGACCUGGUCGAGAAUACAAAGGAAUGUUUGGACAAGGCUAUCAAUAUCUGUGGACCUGGCGUACCAUUCAAUGAAAUUGGCAGAGUGAUCAGUGAUCAUGCUGAGAACAAUGGCUACACUGUAUCCGAAGAAUUGACUGGUCAUGGCAUUGGCACCGAGUUUCAUUGUCAUCCCUUGAUCUAUCAUCACAGAAACGCUGAGGAAGGUACAAUGGAACCAGGAAUGGCAUUCACCAUUGAGCCCAUUUUGUGUCAAGGUUCACCUAUGGGGAUUUUGUGGCCCGACCAAUGGACUAUUUCAACGAUCGAUGGUGGAAGAAGUGCACAAUUUGAGCAUACAGUCCUCAUCACAAAAGACGGCGUAGAUGUCUUGACAAAAUGA
Molecule: messenger RNA, 996 nt
Organism: Lichtheimia ornata
Lineage: Eukaryota; Fungi; Mucoromycota; Mucoromycetes; Mucorales; Lichtheimiaceae
Product: methionine aminopeptidase, type I
Exons: 8
Coding region: 1-996 (331 amino acids)
Biological process (GO): proteolysis
Molecular function (GO): metalloaminopeptidase activity
Source: RefSeq, a predicted model, not a curated record